AUGCGCAUCGCUAUCGUCGGCUCGGGCGUGUCUGGCCUCUCGGCCCUAUGGGUGCGCUCUCCCCUGUCCUCUCUCUCACACGCCGCAGCCUCAGCUCACACCGCACAGCUCCUCAAGCAGUACUCUGACCACGAGGUCAACAUCUACGAGAAGAACAGCUUUGCUGGCGGACAUGCUCACAGCGCCGAGUUCAGGCGCGAUGGCAAGGAGCCAUGCUUCGUCGACACCGGCUUUAUGUCCUUCCAUCCGCGUGGAUCCCCGAACCUCCUCCGUUUCUUCAAGCUCCUCGGCGUCCCGCUCGUCCAGACUGAUGCCUCGCUCAGCGUAUCGCGUCAAGGCCAGGUGCAGUGGGCCACUCGUCUUGGACGCGGGUUCCGCCUCACCAACAUCCUGAAUCCGCGAGACUACCUCCUCGAAGCCGACGAGGGCGAGACGCAGAUUACGCUCGAAGAGUAUCUCAACCGUGAGGGCUACUCGCGCGGUUUCUUUGACGAUUACCUUUUUCCCCUCAUUGCCGUCCUCCUUCUCGUCCCCGAUGACCAGACGGCGCUCAGCAUGCCCGCCGCGACGGUGAUCGCCACGCUCGCCGACCACAACAUGCUCAAGUGGAAGUCGCCUCACGGGUGGCUCAGCGUCGAGGGCGGCGCCAAGACGUACGUGGACGCUAUCGUCUCCACUGUCCCGCCCGAGAACCUCCACUUCAACACUGAGAUUGUCUCCAUCACGUCGGAGAGCUAUGGCGUCCGUCUUGUCGAGGCUAGCGGAGCCAACCAUAUCUACGACCACGUUAUCCUCGCGACGCCGUCGAACAAUUCCCUCGCGAUGCUGCGCCGUGGCGGCUGGGCAUCCCCGCUCGAAGAGACCGUCCUCGGCUCGACCAAGUGGACCCCGCUUGAAGCAGAGCUCCAUUGGGACGACAAGGUCGCCGGCUCCAAUGUCCCCAACGACGACCAUGUGGUCGGUGGAACCACUGCCACGGGCCGUACUGCUAUCACUGCCAUCAACUAUGACGCGCACCCAGCCCCGCCGCCGUACAACGACGAGGUCCAGGCGCGCACCGAGCAGGUGUCUGUCACCUUUGACAUGAACAAGAUCCAAGGUCUCAGCCUGGACAAGCACGGGCCUGUGCGCCUCACGCUCAACCCAUCGUGGCCCGCCGAGCCCACCGACAGCGAGCACCCGGAGCACCCGUCGCGUACCGGCGCCCAGCGCUGGGCGACCGAGUUCCCGCACCAGACGGCAACCACCAUCCCCAAGCUCCGCCACCUGCCCGAAAUCCAAUCGUACCGCCGCAUCAGCUACACGGGCUCUUGGGCUGGGUGCGGCCGCCACGAAGACGGCUUCGCUGCGGCCUACGCCCUCGUCACCGGCGGCCCCUUCAACGCCAACGCGCCCUUCGCCCUCGAGUACGCCGACGGCGCCGCCCUCCUGGGCCUCGCGGCGUUCAUGACCCAGGACUCUGGCGCCGACGCCGACGCCGACGCCGCGUCGCCCAACGGCUCUGCCGCCACCGAGUCUACCGCCCUCCUCGCGCCCUCGGCCGCCUCGGUCCCCAGGCGCAAGCUCAAGUCCAAGAAAUCAACCGGCAAGCUCGCCAUCGCCCUCAUGGACGCGACGCGCCGCUCGCUCGUCUCCCCGCUCUGGCCGCUGUUCACGUGGCCCGUCGUCCUGGCGCUGGCAAUUGCCGAACGUGUGAUGCGUCCGUUUCACCGCGGGGCCACGCUGGCCGAGCUCAAGCGCGGCUGGCAGGGCUGA
Molecule: messenger RNA, 1755 nt
Organism: Apiotrichum porosum
Lineage: Eukaryota; Fungi; Basidiomycota; Tremellomycetes; Trichosporonales; Trichosporonaceae
Exons: 10
Coding region: 1-1755 (584 amino acids)
Molecular function (GO): oxidoreductase activity
Source: RefSeq, a predicted model, not a curated record